CGGCUCCGGAAACAGCCGAAAUCGGGCGAGCGCGGCAGCAGUGAGCCGAAGAGCCGAACGAAGCCCCGGCCGGAAGCAACCGCGCCGCGGCGACAGCUGGAAGAACGUACUGGCUCCCGGCGGCCGCAGGAGUUCUGGCCCGCGGAAGCAUGCAGCGGGGAUGCGGAGAGAGUUACUGCAUGCUUUGGUGGCCAACCUUUAAAGUCAGUUUGGAAGAAUCAACAAAACCUGGAGAAGAUUCAAGAAGACACUACCGGAAAAUGUGGUAUCCAUAGAGACGCUGUCGGAAGUUAGUGUUGCUGAGGAGGCCUGGGUGCGUCGGCUAAACUGCGUAAUGUCUGAAGUCCCAGAGAGAGAUUACUAUUCUGACCCAGAUGAAAAUGAGAAGCCAGAGCCUAAGAUACCAGAAAUGCCGGAACUUCGUAAAUUGUCCGAAGAUGCCGAACCAUACACCAUCACAGAGGCAGGCGCGAAGCUACCCUCAGAGACCGAACAAGAGCCACAGACACUGGAGACUGAGGAAGAGGACUUUAAAGAAGAGGAGCCAAAGAAUGAAAAGAAAGUACAGCCGGAACCGAACUGGACACCUAAGGAAGAAAUUCCCAAGGAAACCCAAAUAGAUCUAUUUAUUCAAGCCGAGCCAGGGAUCACCCAAGUAUUGAAGUCAGAGACAUUGGGAGAAAUGGGAGGCAAGCUUCACAAGGAUUUGAAGGUCCCUGUAGAUGAAAAGGGUAAGGAACCAGUCCUAGAGCCACCAGAGGAGGCUAAUCCAGGUAUCACGGAAUGGGCUACGGAAACAGAUGUACAGCUACCCGGGGAAACCAAAUCUAAGGUUCCAGGGGCCACAACCAGUGAGACAAGAUUAGAGUUACAAGGGGAGACUGAAGAGGAGGUUCCAGAGGAAUCACUUAGAGAGGAAUAUGAAGAAACAGACCUAGAGCCUCCAGAGCAGACCAAACCAGAUUUUUCAAGUGAGAAAUCAAGAAAAUCAAUUGAAGAGGUAGAUCUUCGGUUACCAAAGACGACCAAACCAGAGAUUCCAGAGGAAACACAGAAUGAGUCAACCGAAGAGAAAAAGACAAAGACAAAAAGACCUGAGCAGACUAAACUAGAGUUUCCAGCCCAGAAACCAAAAAUACCUACUGAAAAAACAGACCUACAGCUUCCAGAAGAGACUAAACCAGAGGUUUCAGAGGAGAUAGAAAGAAAGCCAUCUGCACAGACUAAACCAGAGUUUCCAGACCAGAAAACCAAAAAGUCAACUAAGGAGAAAGUUCCAGAGCCACUGGAAUCAGAGUAUCCUGAGGAAGAAUCAAUAAAACCAAUUGUCCAAAUAAAUCUAGAACCAUCAGAGAACACUACAUCAGAAGUUCCAAAGGAGACAAAAAGAAGGUCAGAUGAAGAAAAGAUUCCUGGGACACCAGAAGAGACUGGUUUAGUAAAACUACAGGAAAUCAAACCAGAUGUUGAGACACAAAGAGAGUCAACUGAGGAGAAAGUUCUAGAGCCACUAGAGGAUACUAAAUCAACAGAUAAAAAAGAGAAGCAAAGAAAAUCAAAUGAGAAGAUAGGAGUGGCAGUGCCAGAGAAGUUCAAAUCAGAGGAAACACUGAGAAACUCAGCUGAGGAGAAAGGCCUAGAGCCACCAGGACAGACUAAAUUGGAGUUUCCAAAGAUGGAACCAAGAAAACUAACUGAGGAAACAGGUCAAGUGCCACCAUGGAUGACUAAACCAGUUCAAGAGAAGAGAAAAACCGAGUCAACGGAGGAAAAAAAUCUGGAGUUACCAGAUGAAGCCAAAGCAAGAGAAACACAUAUAGAAUUUUCUGAAGAAAACAGGCCAGAGUCAGUAAAAGAAACCGACAAAAUUAGUAACAACUCUGCAUUAGGUUCUCACAGAGGAAGUAAAAUAGACUUAGUUAGUAGUGUACAUUAUGAGAAUUCUCAAGAAGUCUUAAAACUGUUUCAGCUUGAUGAUUUCAAUGAACUCUCAAACUCACAUUUCUCAGAGUCUCAAAUGGAAUUAAAAGAGUCCUUUAAUGAGAAGGAAAUUGUAGAUUUGUCCCAAGAGUUGGAGGAAUUGGUAUCUAAAGAUGAAGAAUCCAGGCCCCCAAAAAGGAUAGAGCCACAGUUUGAAUUUCUUAAGUGGAACCCAGAGGAGGUUGCAGAGUGGAUUAGCCAGCUAGGCUUCCCUCAAUACAAGGAAUGUUUUACUGCAAACUUCAUCGGUGGCAAUAAACUCAUCCAUGUAAACUGCUCAAACCUUCCUCAAAUGGGGAUAACAGAUUUUGAGCACAUGAAGGCAAUUUCUCGGCAUACAAGGGAGCUACUGGGAAUCGAAGAGCCAUUAUUCAGGCGCACCAUCAGACUUCCCUACAGGGACAAUAUUGGUUUAUUUCUAGAACAAAAAAGUCAUACUGGGGUAAAAUCUGACUCCUUGACCUUUUCUGAAUUUGUCAAAGCAGCAGGAUUACAGGACUAUGAACCCUAAAUAAUCCCCUGAACAGAAAGAGGCAUUACGCUGCACUCUGGAGAAAAAGCCAUGUCACUUACCUUGAAAGAGCAAACUAAAUUACUUUGGGAAAGAGGUGUGG
Molecule: messenger RNA, 2594 nt
Organism: Fukomys damarensis (Damara mole-rat)
Lineage: Eukaryota; Metazoa; Chordata; Mammalia; Rodentia; Bathyergidae
Gene: Samd15
Product: sterile alpha motif domain containing 15
Exons: 3
Coding region: 335-2491 (718 amino acids)
Molecular function (GO): protein binding
Source: RefSeq, a predicted model, not a curated record